GUGAAGCUGGUGCAGCACACGUAUUCCUGCCUCUAUGGGACCUUCCUUGGGAACAGCCCCUGCGAGCGAGAGAUGCACAACAUCUACAAGCGUACCUGCUCCGUGUGGUCCCUCCUGCGGGCGGGCAACAAGAACUUCCACAAUCUUCUCUAUAUGCCAGGGUCUGAGCAGGUGCUGCAUCCAGUGUGCCACGUGCGAGCGCUGCACGUCUGGGCUGCAGUGUAUCUCCCAGCUUCCUCGCCGCAUCCUCUGGGGCAGGAGGACAUGGACAUUUACCUGCCCCCUGGAUCUCAGAGCCAGGAGUUCAGUGGCAGAUCUUUGGACAGGUUACCAAAGACAAGAUCCAUGGAUGACCUGCUCUCAGCCUGCGACUCCAGCAGCCCUCUGACCCGCACAUCUAGUGAUCCCAACCUGAACAACCACUGUCAGGAAGUCCGGGUGGGCCUGGAAGCCCGACAUGUCACCGCUGAGGGGGCUGAGCUGCCUGUGGGCGAAGGCAGUGGGGCGGCUGCGGGAGAGACACGGCAGGUGGAGGAGCAAGAGGAAAACGCUCCCCUGCAAGCCAGCAGCAUCUGUAGCAGCCGUGCUGAGCACCAAGGGUGUAGCAAGCAACUGAGCAGCUGGGCUUCUGUGCCAGCAAGCAGUGUCUCUCUGGAGGCAGGAAAGGGAAAUGGAGCAUACAUGGAGGAAGUGGAUGGCACAUGUCCAGCUCCAAAUCCUUCCAGACAGGAAAAUGUUGACAGGGUUUCCACCAGUUCCAGAAAGCAGUUAGAGACCUGUUCCCAGGAACCUUUGAAGGCUACUGGCCUAGUGUCCAAUGGAGGGGGCUGCCCCAAGAGAAACACCACUGGCCAAGACGUUCCCAGCCAGGAGUCCCUGGCACCAAGCGCCCCUUGUCAGGACAUCCCAGGCCCUGCCCUGGGCAUCCCCUGCCCGGAUGAAGACAGCAGCAAAGGUGAUGCUGGAAGGAGUGUGCCCUGCGAGGAGCCCGGCCGGCUGGGCAGAGUCCCGCUAGAGCAAUGGCGCAAGCCCAUUUCCCAGAGCCAAAGCAGCGAGUUCUCCUUCCUGGGCUCCAACUGGGACAGUUUUCAAGGAAUGGUGACAUCGCUCCCCAGUGGGGACCCUGCACCCAGACACCUCCUCUCCUACGGCUGCUGUAGCAAGAGGUUGAGCAGCAAACCUCUGCGGGCACCAGCUCACGUGCCGCCAAAAUGUCCUUCUCCGGUGCCUCCUCUCUACCUGGACGAUGACGGGCUCCCCUUCCCCACGGAUGUGAUUCAGCACAGGCUGCGGCAGAUCGAAGCCAGCUACAAGCAGGAGGUGGAGCAGCUGCGCAGGCAGGUGCGGGAGCUG
Messenger RNA from Antrostomus carolinensis (chuck-will's-widow), 1353 nucleotides. RefSeq names its product myotubularin-related protein 4-like. Gene Ontology annotation, molecular function: protein phosphatase binding; phosphatidylinositol-3-phosphate phosphatase activity; phosphatidylinositol-3,5-bisphosphate 3-phosphatase activity. Gene Ontology annotation, biological process: phosphatidylinositol dephosphorylation; regulation of autophagy. Gene Ontology annotation, cellular component: membrane; cytoplasm. NCBI's taxonomy places the organism in Eukaryota, Metazoa, Chordata, Aves, Caprimulgiformes, Caprimulgidae. The record is from RefSeq and is a predicted model, not a curated record.